UGACUGUCCUAUAGUCCUAGCUAACGGCUGCCUUGCCAAGUUUCCAAACCCACCAAAAAAAACGACUGUUCCCAAAUCUGACCAAAUAUUGUGUGACCUAGGUGAAGUAAAAAACGCAAAUUAAAGAUAAUAAAGAAAGAAGUACACAUUUCAUACAGUAUUGUGAGUGUUUUGCGACUACAGCCCUGCCGGCGCCAUUUUGGCUUCCUCCAGUCCUCGUCGAAGCCAAAAAUGUCGUUUUUUUUUCUAACCCUUCUUCCAAGCGUCCGACUCGAGUUGGACCCUGAGUGUUUUAAAACUGGUCAAGGCAGACUUUAAUUUAAUUAAUCAUUGUUUCUACGCCUCGUCUGCUUCCCGUGUUUGUCAGUGAAAGGCGGACCACAUCCAGGAGUCGUGAAGCUGAAGCUGAGCCGUCCAAACAUUGCAAUUAAAAUAAAAACACUGAGAGGAAAAAGCCGUUUCAGUGAAGAUGAGUCUGCAGUGGACGGCCGUUGCUGCUUUUCUGUAUGGGGAGGUGUUUGCUGUGCUUUUGCUCUGCGUUCCCUUCAUCUCACCAACCAGAUGGAAUCGAGUCUUCAAGUCUCGUCUGGUGAAGAUGGUCAUGGCUUAUGGCAAUGCCUACUUCGUCGUUCUUAUCGUAAUACUGGUCUUCCUGCUUAUGGAUGCGUGUCGUGAGGUGCGCAAGUACAGCGUCACGGAAAAGGUGGACCUAAUCAACAACCCGGUGGCCGUGGAGCACAUUCACAUGAAGCUGUUCAGAGCUCAGAGGAACCUUUACAUCGCCGGCUUUGCCCUCCUGUUGUGGUUUUUGCUCAGGCGCCUGGUCACCCUGCUCUCUCAGCAGGCCUCUAUGGUGGCGUCAAACGAGGCCUUCAGGAAGCAGGCAGAGGGAGCGAGCGACGCGGCCAGGAAGUACAUGGAAGAGAACGAGAGGCUUCAGGAGAAGCUGAAAGAAGCUGGCAUUGAAGUUCCGGAGGGCGGGAGGAAGGGACCGGGUCUGGAGGAAGAGAACAACACGAAGCUGAAGGCAGAGCUCAAGAAACUGAAGGAAGAGUAUGAGAUUACCAAGAAAGCUCUGCAGACCUCGGAGAACGACGUGAAAGCAAUCAAGAAGCAGGCAGAGAACUUGACCAAAGAGUACGACAGACUGCUGGAGGAACACGCCAAGCUGCAGGCUCAGGGGGGGACUCCAAGAGUUAAGAAGGACGACUAAACGGACUUUCGAUUUGGAUGUGGGGGGUCCCACGAUCACUGUAACCCCCCCCAAAAAAACCUUGCAAUCGCAUCAGUAAAACAACACACAGAUGUUUUACAAAAAUGCUUUGUUCUGAAACCUGCCUGUUAGUCCAUACAGUCAUGAAUAUUUUUUUUACAACUCCUCAAGUAUUGGGACAGAAGUACAGACUCCUUACUUCCUAAAUACCUGGGUAUCUCUGAAUAGAUCACCGUCUCCUCUUUAAAAAUAUGCUCAAUAUUUUAAUCGGAGUUAUCCGGCAACAAACUCCCCGUCCCCAGCUGUGCUGUCUUUCCUAGAGAAAGGGGAACAUUUCGAGGGACCGUUCUACUUGCGAGACGUCUCGCUCGUUCAAAUACUGAGCUUAUUUUUAGAGGAGACGGUUAUCUAUUCAGAGCUACCCGGGUGUUUAGUAAGCAAGGGGUCUGAGUGAGGAAACGUGGGCACUACAGUCCCCAGCCCUAGUCUUGCUGUAAAUUGUGGUGUUUUGUCAAAAAAACAAAAGAAAAGAUCUUUUGAUCUUGUUAUGCAUCAUACAGAUAGCUCGGCAGGAACCCUCGCAUGCAUCACGAUGUGCAUCGUAUCGCCGGUAAAGCAAAAUAAUUAUAUGUAUCGGGGCUAGCAAAUGGAUUUGUGAUACAUACAGUUACUAAUAUAUACUGAACAGGUGGAUGUGUUAAUUGUCCUUCAUACCCACCCCAAUCCCUAAUUUGUGGUUCUAUUAAAAAUAUGCACUGGUUACGUUAACAGACGGUUGUAUUAAUGUAAUCCAAUCAGCUGUGUGAUUUUUCUCCUCUGUAUGGGUUUAACAUUGUCUUGUCUCGUUGGAGCAACGCAACUCGGAACCAUUUGGAGUAACUGCAAACAGUAUACAGACUUCCCCUUUUUGUGAUGUUAUUUUUUAUUUAGCUUAAGACUUGUGCCUGUCUUACAGCGCCACCCCCUGGUAUGAUGAUGUAAUGACAGCUGGAAUUUUUUUUUUUUUUUAAAUCUGCACUUGCUGAGUAAGGUGUAAAACUAUGUUUUAUGAUAGUAAAUGUUUGAAUUUUUUUUAUUUUGGUGGGAAUAGCGGUUUAUAAUUCAGUUAUGUUGGAAAAUAAACUGUUGAAUUUGUAUUGGUAUUUUGACAUUUCAUUUAUAUGCUAGUGGAACCUGUAAUCAUUUCAGCGUUUUAAUAAAUCAUAUUUUUUAUUCUUUGCAACGCUGACAAAGGCAUUGGUCGUCUCGUUUGGUCAUCGUAAGAACAUGAAGAAACGAACAUUCAGAAGUGAUGGAGGAGAGAAUCGCAUUGAGCCUAUCGGAGCUUGUCCGGUUCUUAUUAGAUGAUUGAUCUCAAAACUUUGUCAAGUCAGAAAGAAUCCAAGUGAUUCAGCAUCAACAACGUAGCCCUUUCUAUACCCUCACCACACACUGUAAAAAAUAAAUAAAAUUAAAUCAAAAAAAGAAAUGUCUCUUACCCUACGUCUUAAGCCUGUCUCUGACUUAACUAGCGAUGUGCUUAAAAUUCGCUACGAUUAACUUUGAAGACUUUGAUUUAUAUAUCGUUCACGAUGAAUAGGUUAUGGAAAAGCCUUUGUGCUUAGCAAGUAGCUGGCAAUGCAUUGUAUUUUUGUUUGCAACUGUAAGUCGCCCAGCCUGGAUAAGGGCGUCUGCUAAGAAAUAAAUAAAUAAUAAUAAUAAUAAUUGCAGUCUAGAAUACCUUUCUCACAGUUGGGGUAGUGGAACGUAGUAUCUUAGUUUUCACCUCCCUUUUUGAAGGUCUAAUCCAUGGAUAGUUCAUUUGAAAUAGGAUAUGCCAUCCUUACCAAGUCUUUUAAGGUCGGUCUGUCUGUCUGCAUUGCCCCUGUCUCUGUCUGUCUGUCUGUCUGCAUUGCCAUUGUAGUGCGUCUGUCUGUCUGUCUGUGUCUGUCUGUCUGUUUGCAUUGCCAUUGUAGUGCGUCUGUCUGUCUGUCUGUCUGCAUUCCCAUUGUAGUGCCACUGUCUGUCUGCAUUGCCAUUGCAGUGCCUCUGUCUGUCUGUCUGUCUGUCUGUCUGUCUGUCUGCAUUGCCAUUGCAGUGCCUCUGUCUGUCUGUCUGCAUUGCCAUUGCAGUGCCUCUGUCUGUCUGUCUGUCUGCAUUGCCAUUGCAGUGCCUCUGUCUGUCUGUCUGCAUUGCCAUUGCAGUGCCUCUGUCUGUCUGUCUGUCUGUCUGUCUGCAUUGCCAUUGCAGUGCCUCUGUCUGUCUGUCUGUCUGCAUUGCCAUUGCAGUGCCUCUGUCUGUCUGUCUGCAUUGCCAUUGCAGUGCCUCUGUCUGUCUGUCUGUCUGUCUGUCUGUCUGCAUUGCCAUUGCAGUGCCUCUGUCUGUCUGUCUGUCUGUCUGCAUUGCCACUGCAGUGCCUCUGUCUGUCUGUCUGUCUGUCUGCAUUGCCAUUGCAGUGCCUCUGUCUGUCUGUCUGUCUGUCUGCAUUGCCAUUGCAGUGCCUCUGUCUGUCUGUCUGCCUGCAUUGCCAUUGCAGUGCCCCUGUCCUUCUGUCUGUCUGUCUGUCUGCCUGUGUUAAUAAAAUCUUCUAUAAUUCAGAACCAUUUCCACCACUCGCCUCAUCAUUGCACAAUUUCUAACACAUGCCACUUUUUUUAAAAAAAAAAACCCAGAAAGGUACAACACUGCAGCAAGCCUAACCAGAGUCUCCUAAACCGUCUUUGCCAGAUCUCACGAUUCCAGGAACUUCUCUCUGUGCUUUACGGGUUUCAUUAAGGGCGCUUGGAUCCAAUCCCAAAGAUGCCUGCUUUCAUAUCUCUUAGCAGGCAAAAUUGAAUACGGGGGCAAUCUGUCGUGAAAUCCAGUACUUGGUUGUGAGAUUUCAGAGUCAGGAAAUUCAAUAAAGUAGGGAUCUGCUAAGAAAUAAAUAAAUUAAUAAUAAUAAUAAUAAUAAUAAUAAUAGGGAUCAUCACACUCCUACACUGUUUACAGUGCUUUCAAAACAUUGUAGUAUAGAGAACUGAAAUUGAAGCUCUCGAUACUACAGCUAUAGGCAACAGUUUUGCAUAAAACAUUAUGAACGUGAUUUUUGAUCUUAAUUGAUCUUUAACGUCAUGUAAUCCAAGGAACUACCGAACAAUAUCACAAAAAAAAGCCGUAACAGUAGUACAGUAUUUCAUGUUAGAUUUAGAAAUGUUUUCAUUUGUGUCAGUUUUUCGUUAAGUAUAUAAAUAGCAAUGCACCUGUUCAGUCAUGUCUUGACAACACACUGUAGAGUCAACGAUUGCUUUGCUGUAACUAGAUGGGGCUCAUUUCAUAGUUUCUUGUUCUGUGCUGGGCUGGUAGAACAGAGGGAGGCUGUUAAGAGAGUAUAAGAGCCUCCCUUUCUCUUUCUAGACUUCAAAAGUGGUAUAUAGCUUAAUGUCUUUUUAUGAAGCAACAUUUUCAGUUUUUGCAAUCUUUUUUCUUGCAUUCAGAAAAUGGUUUAGUGUAAAACAAAACUGAGUUUGUUUUUUUAAACUGUGAGAUGUGAUAACGUGAAAGUACAUGUUUAGUUUGAAUGCUGCCUUGUUUGACAGCGUUGUGCAACUUGAAAAUAAAAUAAAUUUG
Molecule: messenger RNA, 4801 nt
Organism: Acipenser ruthenus (sterlet)
Lineage: Eukaryota; Metazoa; Chordata; Actinopteri; Acipenseriformes; Acipenseridae
Product: B-cell receptor-associated protein 31-like
Exons: 8
Coding region: 470-1213 (247 amino acids)
Biological process (GO): endoplasmic reticulum to Golgi vesicle-mediated transport; intracellular protein transport
Cellular component (GO): endoplasmic reticulum; endoplasmic reticulum membrane
Source: RefSeq, a predicted model, not a curated record